Molecule: messenger RNA, 1230 nt
Organism: Penicillium longicatenatum
Lineage: Eukaryota; Fungi; Ascomycota; Eurotiomycetes; Eurotiales; Aspergillaceae
Product: agmatine deiminase family protein
Exons: 1
Coding region: 1-1230 (409 amino acids)
Biological process (GO): putrescine biosynthetic process
Molecular function (GO): protein-arginine deiminase activity; agmatine deiminase activity
Source: RefSeq, a predicted model, not a curated record
AUGAGGCUCUUCAAAAAGUUACGCCGAGUCAUCGAUAGAAAAUUCAAUACUAGGUCUAGUCCAUCACACUCAUAUUCACAUGCACCAUCCGAAAGGACACACAGUGAAAUCCAACAAGGAAGAUACAUCUUUCCCGCCGAAAGCGAACAGCACGAAGCCACCAUCCUCGGCUUCCCAUCUCGUUCUUCUCUCCCUCCCGACAAAUACGACGCAGUUUGCAUCGAGCUAGCAGAGCUCGCUACUGCCAUCGCAGAAUUUGAGCCAGUCCGCAUCUAUGUGCGCCCGGAUGACAAGACCCUCUUAGAUCCCCUGCUCCAAAACACCGGCAAGGAUCUUGGGUGCGUGACCAUCAUCCCUUGCCCAAUUAAUCACUGCUGGGUCCGCGACACGGGACCAGUCUAUAUCCGUGACGCGACAGGCAAAUUCUCCGAUCGACGUUUCGCUGUAAACUUUCGCUUCAACGAGUGGGGUGGCAAGAAGCCAGACGGUGAUGGGCUAUGCUGGGGUCAGCGAUGGCCACCGUUGGACGAUAAGGCGCUCCAGGAAAACACGGACUUUGCACGUUGGGUCAUAGAUCAUGACUUCGAGCCUGCCCCCGUGACUCGGAUCGAUUCCCCAUUCCGUGCUGAAGGAGGUGCGUUCGUGACGGAUGGGGAAGGGACAUUGUUGAUCACGGAGAGCAGUAUUAUCUGUGACAUGCGCAAUCCUGGUAUGUCCAAGGCUAGGAUUGAGGCUGAGCUGAAACGAUUGCUGGGUAUUCAAAAGGUCAUUUGGUUCCCCGGUCGACGUAAAGUGGAUAUCACGGAUGUGCAUAUGAAUACCAAGGCGCGCUUUAUUCGACCUGGUGUUAUCGUCUACUCUAAACCUCAUGACACGGCUGCCGAUGUAUGGAAAGACAUCUCUGUGGAAAUCAGGGAGCUGCUAGGUCGCGAGCGGGAUUCAAGAGGUCGAACUCUGCAGAUCCAUACUAUUGAAGAGCCGGAUCCUCGGGGCUUGACCAAUGGUGACGACGAUAAGCUCUCGGCUAGCUAUGUCAAUUUUUACUUCGUCAACGGGGGACUGAUAAUCCCAAAGUUUGGAGACGAAGAGAGAGAUCAGAGAUCUCUUGAGCUUUUAUCAUCCCUCGUUCCCGAUCGAGUCGUUCGGCAGGUAUAUACAAACGCCAUUCCUUUGACCGGAGGUGCGUUGCAUCGAGUGACCCAACAAGUACCAUCUAUGGUGAUAGACUAG